AUGACUGUUAAUGGGUUCAGCGGGCCUCUUCUCUCUCCGCAAUACGUUGAUUUCCCCCUGGUCACCACGAAGCGGGCAUUAAGAGAACAUUUAAAGCAUCAUGUGGCUAAGUUCAUAUCGAAGAAGAACAUCGACCCUCGAGACGAAUCGCAGUUUACUCGUCCCGUCAGACUACAACGCCGGGAUCCAAGAGCUUCUACGGAACAAACUGCAGUCGAUAGGCAAGAAAAUGGACAAAAAGAGCCACGGGAUGGAGGUUUUUCUGAAGCUGAUCGGGAGGCGUUGGAGGCGAAAAAGGCCGCCAGGGCUAAGGAACGCGAAGAGAAUUUGGCCCAAAUUGCUCCGUCGGCCUCUGGUGUCGUCAAGCGCACAAAUGCCCCGAAGCAGCGCAUCCAACAGGUGUUCAAAGCUGAGAUGACUCCAGGCGAGAUCGCGAAAGCUCGAGUGAAGUACGAAGAAGCGCUGCCAUGGCAUUUGGAGGAUUUCGAUAAUAAAAACUCUUGGACUGGCAAAUACGAAGCCGCCAUGUCGGAGACAUACGCAAUGUUUGUUUUAGAAAGUACGGGCAAAAUGCGAAUGGUGCCGAUAGACAAGUGGUACAAGUUCAAUGCAAAAAAUCCGUUCAAAGCCCUCACCAUCGAAGAGGCUGAGAAAUACAUGUCUAAGAAAAUCAAAGACCCGCGGUGGUUUAUGGAAAAGGAACAGGCUCAAAGGGAGGAAAAAGAAUUGGCAAAGUUCGCGCAACAACGCAAAGUCUAUACAGGAAGGGUCGUUUCGACCGGUAUUGGUGAAGGUGGAGAAGGCGAUGACAUGGAUUUUGAGGAGGAUAGAUUCGCAGACGAUGAAGAACACGUGGUUGUGGAAGAAGACGAGGAGGCCAAGUUGGCAGAGAAGCGAAUCAAAAGGGAUCAGCUCAAGGCUAAUGUAUUCGAUUUACGAGAUGAAAAGGAUUACGACGCCGAGGAGAACCAGGAACGAAGAGAGAAAGAGGCGCUGAAGGAAUUUGGGAAGCAAGUCCGGAAAGCUCUUCAGCAUCCGUUGAAAAAAGGUCCCGCACAGCAAAUAAGGAAACGCCCUGGUUCUCCAAACGGUUCAGACGCCAGCGGUACAGACACCCCGCGCAAGAAAGUCAAGAACAAACAUAUGCCUCAGUCUUUGUCUGCUUAUGCGUCAAAACCUGGCUCAAGACCGAUGUCUCCAGCCCCCUCCGCGACUUCGACUACCGCUGUUCCAGCCUCCCAGCGUAAAGAUGCCACCAAACCAGCGGGAAAGAAACGUGUCCGCACAGGAGCCGCCGGCGCGGGUUCAGGCAGUGAUGUGGAUAGAGGCGUAGCUUCCGGCGCAGAAAUGAGCGACAACGGAAUCGCAAAGAAACUGAAAAUCAACCCACCCGGCGUAUCAUCGAAGAAAGGCACACCAGCUGGUUCCCGCGCCGGUAGCCCAGGCCCUGUUUCUGGAAAGCCCAGAUUGGCUGGCAAUCGAGCAGGUAGUCCUCCUGGUGGUGCCCCAGGCGCAGUGUCUGCCUCCUUCCCCACCCCCGCUGAGGUUCAUGCUGCGAUCCCAUCCACUGGUAUCUCGACCUCCGAUUUACUCAAGAUCUUCCGCGUUCGUCUCGGCGAUAUCGCAGUUAACGGCCCAAAGUUCAUUGCCAUUGUCAAGCAGGUCAGUGCUUAUAAUAAUAAUGAUAAGUUAGUGAGACCGGCGCCGAAUCUCGAAUCUUCCGGCUCUUAA
Uncinocarpus reesii 1704 is the source of this 1731-nucleotide messenger RNA. RefSeq lists its product as uncharacterized. NCBI's taxonomy places the organism in Eukaryota, Fungi, Ascomycota, Eurotiomycetes, Onygenales, Onygenaceae. The record is from RefSeq and is a predicted model, not a curated record. Gene Ontology annotation, biological process: transcription initiation at RNA polymerase II promoter; positive regulation of transcription elongation by RNA polymerase II. Gene Ontology annotation, molecular function: RNA polymerase II general transcription initiation factor activity; DNA binding; TFIIF-class transcription factor complex binding. Gene Ontology annotation, cellular component: transcription factor TFIIF complex; nucleus. The transcript is spliced from 3 exons. Bases 1 to 1731 code for a protein of 576 amino acids.